Messenger RNA from Anopheles cruzii, 2032 nucleotides. RefSeq names its product carbohydrate sulfotransferase 5. The record is from RefSeq and is a predicted model, not a curated record. Gene Ontology annotation, biological process: N-acetylglucosamine metabolic process; sulfur compound metabolic process. Lineage: Eukaryota; Metazoa; Arthropoda; Insecta; Diptera; Culicidae. The transcript has 5 exons. Bases 274 to 1632 code for a protein of 452 amino acids. Gene Ontology annotation, molecular function: N-acetylglucosamine 6-O-sulfotransferase activity.
UAACGAAAGGCGAAGGAAAAUAAAAUCAUAGUAGCCUUGGCUAAGGAAAUAAAACAAACUGUGCGAUCAGGUUUUUGUGCAGCCGAGGGCCGGCUAACCACGACGAUCGAUUCCCGGGCAAGGGUGGGAACGAUUGCAGAAACUACUACGGCGGGUGUGCGAAGUCGCCCUUAUUAACUGCAGCCGCGCCGCCGUUUUGUAGCGAAUGGCAACAAGGUUCCGGCGGUGGGCCUAGAACUGGUGUGGUGCCUGUCGCCGAUCCGGCGCGGCUGCAUGGAGAAAGCUGCCAUCCUCGUACCGGUCAAGACGUCUCUCGGCCCCACCAACGGUAGAGUGGGCCGCCGGGAAAGGAUGUCGCGGCGCAAAAAUCUGGCCGGUCUGUGUGCGGUCACCGUUGGCUGUAUCCUGGUGCUGUACGCAAGCCAGCGUUACACCUCGAACAGCUACGGCACCGACUACUUCCGACCGCGGGAACGAACCGCCAACCAGCGAAUGCUGAACUCCCACAAAUACUACGGGCUCCGUUCGGCACCGUACGGUGGCGGUGGCGGGAGUGUCCCAGCGUACGACUCGUUCCCGCCGAUGCCGACGGCCCACAAUGCGACCAUCGGCAUCGAGGAUGUGCUGAGCUAUCAGCGCACCCUGUUGGCCGCCGAAACCGCUUCCUACGAGUAUACUGCCAACUUCGAGGAGCAGAAGCUGUCGGAACUAACGCCGGAAACGGGCGGGAACCCGCGCCGCAGUGUCAUCAUCACAACGUGGCGCUCCGGUUCGACGUUUCUCGGGGACAUCCUGAACGCGCUGCCCGGCAACUACUACCACUACGAGCCGCUGCUCGACUUCGAUAUCGUGCAGAUCCGGGGACCACCGAACGACAGUGUAGCGAUCCAUAACCUACGGCAUCUGCUGCGCUGCGACUACAGCGGGAUGGAGAACUAUCUCGACUUUGGCCGGACGCACAACUAUCUGUUCAGCCACAACACCCGCCUCUGGCAGCAGUGUGUGCGCUUUCCCCAGUUCUGCUACGAGCCACGUUUUCUCGGGCCCUACUGCCAGCUGUUUCCACUGCAGAGCAUGAAGGUGGUCCGAUUGCGGGCCUCCCUUCUGUUGCCACUACUCGAGGACGAAAGCUUGAACGUGCGCGUGGUGCUGCUGAUACGUGACCCGCGGGGAUCACUUCAGUCACGGAAGCACCGUGUCUGGUGCCCGGGACGCCCCGACUGUGACGAUCCGACCACCGUGUGCAGCGACAUGCAGCUGGACUAUGAGGCGGCCAUCGAGCUGAGUGAACGCUUUCCGAAGCGGUUUCGAGUGAUACGGUACGAGGACCUCUCGUUGAACCCGUACCAAAUGACCAAAGAGAUUCUGCACUUCUAUGGGCUUCCAUUCCAUCCGGCGGUACGAGCAUUUCUCGAUACGCACACCAAGCAGGACGUUGGCGGCGUUAGCUCGACGUACCGCGACUCCAAAUCGGCGCCGUUUCACUGGACGAAGGACCUCACCUUCGAAGAGGUGAAAAUUAUUCAGGACAGUUGUGUGGCGGCGAUGAAAAGCUGGGGCUACCGGAAUGCCACCAGCGAGCGGGAACUGAACGAUAACUUCAACCCCCUGCUACCGUACAGUGUUUCGUGAGGCAUGACACGGCGGUGUUGGGCGCAGUGCUGUUCGUCCGUAAGCCGACCACGGACUGGUGGAGCAGGAGAGUGUUUUGCUCCAAACAUGGCGCACUGGAGAAUGCUGCUUCGUCGGGAAUUGUCCCACUGAUUUUAGGAGGCUUUGACGACGAGGGUUAGCUGUGUGUCGACACACUGGGAAAAGCAUUUGGCAAUCGCGGAUCCGAGAGGCGGAAUCAUGUGCACUUAUUAUCAUUGAAUUAGCACAGGCGCACAAGGAUGCGCUUUCGUUGCGCUGGAAAGCGUUCUAUGGUGAGAAGAUGGCCCUAACGGAGCAGUUUGUUGCAUACUUUCUUUGUGUUGGCCGUGAUUGAUAACUUUGACUCGUUCUUCGACUAAAUAGUUUUAUAAGCUGAGCG